Lentinula edodes (shiitake mushroom) is the source of this 2514-nucleotide messenger RNA. RefSeq lists its product as uncharacterized. NCBI's taxonomy places the organism in Eukaryota, Fungi, Basidiomycota, Agaricomycetes, Agaricales, Omphalotaceae. Bases 1 to 2514 code for a protein of 837 amino acids. The record is from RefSeq and is a predicted model, not a curated record. The transcript is spliced from 5 exons.
AUGACAGGAACUGGUGACAAUGCGCAAAUCAAGGCAAACAUAACUCGUUGGUGCAAUACUCAAGGUUCAGAUUUUGCCUCCCGAGUAUUUGAACGUUCAUCAUCAGCGUUUGAGAACUUUCUUCUGAACUCCACAUUUGGUACUCAGCUGCAAAAAGAAGGGCAGGCAAUCCAGCAAUUGUUAUCCCGUCCAACUCACACAUCAAUGACUGAGUUACUGAAAAGUUUCUCUAUGCAAGACCUUGGUAAAGACCUGGAGAAAGCUGCCCCAACUCUUUGGGGGGUUCUUACCAGUGUUUCCUCACGGGAAGGACAGCCGAAACGGGAAAAAGAACUUGUUUUCACGGCCAUCUGUGCUAUGCUCAGCCUAGUCCGUUCUCAGAAGGCCAAUAAUUUCCAGGUCAUAAUGGGCUUCUUCCUCCUGGGCUCAGGUGCUGGAAAGCGCGAAAUUGCUGUACUUGCACAGGCAGGACUCAGUGUCUCCCCCUCUGCUAUCAACCAAUACGUUAAAGAACUUUCUCGGGAGAAUAUUGCAAUUGUGCAGGAGGUUAUCCAGUCAUUUUUGUGCUCACUAGUUUGGGACAACUUGAACUUCGCAUUUCAUAUCGACUCGCAGCGUCUAGGAUCAAAAGACCAUUUUGACAGUGGGACAACUGUAACAGUAGUUGUUCAGCAUGAUCCCGAUACUGGCUUACCUGCCAAGCACGGAACACUUUCCUUCGAUAUGAAACCACCACGGACUAGUACACACCAAAUAAUCAGCAACCAGUCUUUACUUCUCCUUCCAUCUCCUGAUGAUAUCAAAGCUCUGGAGUUGUGCGAAAUAUGGCAACUCACUCAACUUGCACUCGAGCAUGAACCCCAACUUGCACAUCUCAAAGAUUGCUUCUCCCCCUGUCCUACUGUUGAGCAAAUUGCUCUCCAUGUCACCAAACAGUACCCUGCCCCAGCUAUGCAUGAAGAUGAAUCAAGUCUUGAUGGCACAAUCCGGGUGUACCUGAAAAUUCUGCGUGAUCUUGGUGUUAGUGAUAACGACAUCCAGAAACUUGGGCUUUUCUUCACAGACGGUGACCUUUUAACAGAUUCAUUAGUUGACAAGGUUGAAUCUGGUCGUCGCAACAGUGCUGAAACAGAAAUCCUCGAAAGUCUUAGAGCAGUAAUCCGACGGUUUGGACUGUUCCAUGCUAAAAUGGCUGGUGCUCGCAUGGUAAUCAAUGAGCAUUGGGGAAAACCAAAUUCGCCAUGGCCAGGAAGCUUGUGGUGGGAACAUACCAACCUCUUGCGACGGAAACCUAUUAGUGCUGGAUGGCAGUCGAAAAAAGCUGCGCCGUGGAAACCAACACAUGAACUCAUACAGAUAUCACUUGCUGGGCAUAUUCUUGAUGCGUUUCGGCUCCAUUGCAGCAACAGCAACUUCAACCACUGGGCCUCUCAAGCUACAUUAGAUGAUCUGAAUGCAAUUUCCAAGAAAGUAUACGCCAACUUAUUCAGCUCUGCCGGAUAUGAGAAGCAAAGGGAAAUGGACCAACCUGACACUGUUUUAAUGAACAAUAUCCUCUACAACCGUGAUGCACUCCGUUACUGGCUGUUGGUGAAGUCAAUAAAGGCAGGUGAUAUUGGCCAGGUAGUUUUGGUUCUUAGGAUCUGGAUGCUCAUGAUGCGGAUACCCAAAACCAUGCCUCGUUAUGCCAAUGCGAUUUUCGAAACUCUUGGCCAUUUACAGCAAUAUCCUGAGCGUCUCCGCAAAAUGUUUCUUCACAAUUGGCUUGUGAAUCUCACUGGUCGUGCAAAUGGAUUCAAAGAGGUUGACCUUCUGCAAGAACAUACUAAUUUUUGGAUCAAAAUGGUUUACGGUGCAAAAGGAGUUAAUCGCAACUGGGAAUGGCUUACGAUGAUUUCGGUCUGUAUAUACUCCUUGCGUGAAGCACUUCGAACAGUGCAGAAGACAUUUGAUAUCCCAAUUUACGGUACUCAGCAUACAACACCUAACAUGGAGAAAGAAGUUCAACUGAUUGCUGAGAAGUUGAAAGAGGAGAAAAUUCAAGAAUAUGUUCUUGACCGUCCUGCAAAUGCUGAAGUCGAGCUUGUUCGUGAUCUCAUUGGCGAAGGAGUCAGCGAUGCUAUUUUGAAGAAUCUAGGUGUUCAAGGUGAGACAGUAGGGGCAGACUCGGCACAGGAUCCCAAUGAAGAUUCGGAAGACAAUGAGGAGUACUACAUCCCUACCGCAGAAGACCUUGCAAUGGAUGACGAGGAGCCGAUUGAACUCGCUAACGAACUGUUGGACAGUGCCAUGUCAUUGAUUGAAGAAGAGUGGUAUCUUUAUUCUAUAUCUAAAGUUAUUUUAGUUUCUGUAAUCGAGAGAUUGUACCGUUCCAUAGUACUUGCCAGUUGCACAUUGAACACACCCUCUAGCUCAUUUGCAUACGUACAUAUUUGUGAGUUUGGUUCAUUAAAUGUCCGUGCAUUACUGAAUAGAAGCCGCCAUGCAACCACAAAUUCUGACAAGGUUGAAUAA